Molecule: messenger RNA, 4638 nt
Organism: Mizuhopecten yessoensis (Yesso scallop)
Lineage: Eukaryota; Metazoa; Mollusca; Bivalvia; Pectinida; Pectinidae
Product: sodium-coupled monocarboxylate transporter 1-like
Exons: 16
Coding region: 705-2615 (636 amino acids)
Biological process (GO): sodium ion transport; transmembrane transport
Cellular component (GO): membrane
Molecular function (GO): symporter activity
Source: RefSeq, a predicted model, not a curated record
CUACUGGCAUAUUACAAGUCAGAUACUCUUCAUUACGAUGUGGUAAUGGAAUUGAACUGUCCUAUAAAUGACUAUUGUGAUUAAACUGGGAACUAACCUAAAGAACAACGCUUCGACUAUAUAGAUUUAUGCAGCUACCAAUAUAAUAGGUAUUUCAAUGUGUAUUAUUUUUUGUGAAUGGAUGAAAUGUAAACGUCUAGAAGCAUUUUUCACAGGUUCAUGUUUCAUACCUACGAAAUGACAUGAAUGAAAUGGAUUGCAGUAAUAUGUAUCGCUCGUUUGUAUUCGUGAUAAAGCGUUGAGGCGAUGUUUGCAGUCUGCGCUUAACUUUAUAACUGCAUGGACGGAAAGUGCAAAUAGGGAAGUCCAAUCAAUGAAUCGCUCUGCCGUCGUCAUCAUUCCACUGGGGUAGCUUUGCUAACCGGAAUGCCGGUGAUCACAGUCGGAUUACCUUGACUGAUUCAAGCGGAGCUCUGAUGCAGACGAUAUAGCGGUUAGCUAUACAGACUAGGGCUACAAACUUGUAGGUGUUAUACUCAGUUAGUAUAAUUAAUAUCUGAAUGCGUUCAGGUUACUUUCCAAGAAUUUGAGAUCACUUCAACAGAUAUUAAUUACACAAACCAUCGGAUUCUACGCACUGCAGAGCUCGUGGAUGUGUUUCUAAUUAUUACCUUUCACCCCGCUGUAAAGGAAACUCUUAAAACAUGAGCGAGUUGGGAUUUGUUACCGUCGAUUUCGUCGUCUUCGCUCUCGUCAUAUUAUCGUCCAUUCUGAUAGGAACGUACUAUGCGGUGUCCGGAGGCAAAAACAAAACAUCUCUGGAAUUUCAUCUUGGAAAUAGACAGAUGAAGUUCCUGCCCAUUCUUAUUUCUCUGAUGGUCUCGAACCAGUCCUCUAUAAUGAUGCUGGGCUACCCGGUGGAGACUUACCUAUUUGGCGGCGUCAUUUGGCUUCCGGUCCUGGGAUAUAUCUUCGUUUUCAUGGCCUGUGUUCGCAUCAUCAUUCCUUUAUUUCAUCCGAUGAAGAUCACAAGUGUUAACGAAUACUUUGAGUUGAGGUAUGGAGCUGUUGCCGUACGUAGAUUUGCCUCGAUUUGUGGAGCUAUGGUCGACACGAUGUACAGCGCAUUGGUGCUUUAUGGACCGGCAAUAGCCAUGGAAGGAGUGACAGGUGUACCAUUCUGGGUAUCCGUUCUCUCCAUGGCUGUUUCCUCCAUCCUAUACACAUCACUUGGAGGUAUAAAAGCCGUGGUCUGGACGGAUGUGUUUCAAUUCCUUAUCCUGUAUAUGGGGAUAUUUGCAGUUUUAAUUAAGGGUACCAUGCUAUCUGGCGGGCUGAGGAAAGUGUGGGACAUAAAUAAGGCGACAGGACGACUUCAACCUGUCAGCUUUGACAUCGAUCCUACACGACAAUACACGUUCUGGAGCCUGAUGAUAGGAUCGACCGUCAAGGCACUAGUGAUCCCAUUCCGUCAGACGUCUGUUCAGCGUGUGUGCUGUACCAAAAGUGCAAAGGAUGCGAAAUAUAUAUUUUACCUGAUCGGACCGGCCUUUGUGUUAACCAUGUCUCUUGCUAUGGCUAUGGGGCUGGUGGCGUAUGCUUACUACUACACAAUCAGAUGCGACCCCAUACUCUCAAAGAAAAUCGUCUACAACCAACUGAUUCCAUAUAUGGUAUUGGAUAUAUUCCGGGAUGAGCCGGGAAUGGCCGGACUAUUUAUGGCUUCUCUGUUCUCCGCUUCUCUGAGUACUGUUUCAUCUAAUUUGUCCGGUCUGUCCGCCAUAACUCUAGAAGAUUUCAUCAAGCCGCAUUUCAAAAAGAUAUCUGAAUCAAAGGCUGCGAUCAUUUCAAAAGUUACAGUUGUCCUGUAUGGCCUGCUGGCUACAGCCUUGGCCUUCCUGGUAGCAGAAAUGAAAGGAUCGCUUUACCGCGUAGCCUUGAGUAUUAUGUCUGUUUUCACAGCACCUCUUCUUGGGAUUUUCCUGUAUUCCAUCUUCUUCCCCAGAGCUACUCACAUGGGCUGUCUGGUUGGUGGAAUAGCUGGUAUGGCCAUUACUUUAUGGAUAUCUAUGGGGCAGAGCUUUUCUACCUCCCUCAGGAGAGAACAGGCGCUACCAUUUGCACCCAUAGACCGUUGUUUCCCGGUUGUAAACAACACUUUUAUGAACAUGAGUAUCACAACUCCAGAAAAUGUCUCCACAACAUUUGACACGCCCACUUCCGUUCCGGAUAUACUAAACUCCACAUUAGCGCCAUUUGUGAAUACUGGUCCGCAAGGACUCGAUCGGUUUUAUGCAAUAUCAUUUUACUGGUUCGAUACCUUAGCGUUGAUUGUGAUCCUGACAGUCGCUAUCACAGUCAGCUUUAUAGUGGGUAGACCCUCGACAAGACAAGUCAAUAUGAAGUACAUCUUAUCAUUCUCGGAACAGUUCUUCCCUUGUCUCCCUGAAAAGGCAAAAAUAUUUCUGACAUGCGGUGUGGACAUCGAAAAGCGACGAAGAAAAUGUGGCUCGCAUGAGAAUGGAGACGCCCAGCAUGAAUUAGCAGUUGGACUGAUUCCGGAAUCUCCCACCUCCCCAGUGUCCCCUACAUCAGAGAGUAUAGGGUUCUCCUGAAGGGCCCUGGCAUUCUGUAUCCGGUCCAAGCCCUUAAACUCCAGCCAUGCCACAAUCCUCCGGCAUGUCUUUUGAUCGCCUGCAAUUAAGAAGUACACCUCAUUUGCAUGUUGCUGCAUGAGCACUUGUAUUCGUGAGGAUAUAUUCGCCGGUGGUUAAAUGCAAUGACUGAUUUAAAUCAAAUAACAAACAAAAUGGUUGUUCAUAUGUAAAUACUAAAAAAGUGUCUUUGUGACAUACUGUACACGGUUUGAGUUAACCUUGUCAGUAAAACUUCAGUCAACACGCAGUAUGAUCGCAUGUACACUUACUAACUUGUAUAUAUGUAUCGUCUUGAGAAACAUAAACAUAAUAUUUAGGCAUGUCAGAAAUUAUUUAUCAAUUUAUAUAUAUGUACACUUCAUGUAUUACAAUGAUUGUCGUGCAAUUCUGGCACUUUGAUGUGUUCCGACCGAACCCUGCGUUAUGUCACCAUGAAUGCAUUUAGAUGUAAAUAUAUUCCGAACAAAAAUAUUAUUAUCCAUAUUGUGUUCGGUUUAUAAAGGUUUUAUUGGCUGUAUAGUGCUACGGAGGAAGUAUAAUUACGGGUAAGGUACGAUUGAAGUUGUCAAUGUUUGUCAGUUAUAACUUUAAUUGGUUUUAUGUUACUGUAAAACUGACAUUGUUUUUGUGGUAUGAGUAUUUUUAGUACUCAUUUGUGUCUUUAAGUCAAUCUCAGUUUUUAUUCCUCAAUAUAUUUAAACUUAUACCGCUUCACUUAUGUAAAACUUAAUCACGUGCGUUAUAUAAAUGUGUUAAUAACAAAUAGAUAUACUUUAAUAUUUACACUGUACCAUUUAUCAGAACCGGUAUUUGACUGGCUAUCAGUCCCUAUGAUUAUUACUUGCUUUUCUACAUGUAUGUUGUCUCUAGCAAGUCUACAGGCUCUGCGUAAAGGUAACACAUAAUAAUAUACACUGAAGUCAACCUACUUUUCCGUUUGCUUUCUUACAAAUAAAAUAAGGCCUCAAUGACAUUUCCUUGACGAUAAGACCAUGCAAGCAAUACCCUCCCUUUAUUCCUAAUUUUAACGUGAUUGACGUGGGUCUCUAUCUUUAGAUUAUGACGUAACGAAAGCAAUGAUAUAUUCUCCUACCCAUGACCAGGUUGAAGUAACCGAUUUUCGUUUUGAUUCAGCAGAUAUAUUCAACCUUUAUAUAGUAUCUUUGUAAAAACAUGAUCAUCAGGUUGGGGGCGUGCACUUCAACUUACGUCUAUUUGUUUACAGGAGUAUGUCCACAUACUUUCCCUACAUGGAUUGAAUUAUAUAUACUAUUUAUAUCUCUGUCACUUUGCCGAUAGAAAUGCCGUCAGUAUCUAUUUCGAACAUUAACCGAAAUAAUUUUAAACCACAGGCUGGAUUGUGUAUUUUGAUGUUUCAGAAAUUCUUGUUAAUAUAAUAACAAGUUUGUCUACAUUUUUUUCACACAAAAUAUUUACCUUGACUAUUUUAUACUACUAGACAUAUCCAUAUAUUACUCCAUUAAUGCUGAAAAAGAACAAGGUAAAGGGGAGGCAACUCUAGCUUCAAUUUGAAAACUUAAAACGUUUAGAAGUGAGCAGUGUAAUCAUUUUUAUUUUGUUAUGAAACAAACGAAACGACGAUUUAUGAUUGCUUUUUUUAAAUCUUGAAAAUUAUGUCCUAACGUAAAUUAAGCUGUACCUCACUUUUACUAUGUUUGUAAAUAGAGAACUAUUGCAGAAAAAAAAUCAGUGAGAACUUAUCUUGUAACUGGAUUUAUGUGUCAUUGAAUAGAAACGUACAUACAUGAAAAUAAGCGUUCUGACUAACGAUGUUUUGUUGUUUGUGUGUAAAUGUAAAACCAUGACAAGGUCUGCGGUGUAUGUGAAAUGUUGACCUAUACAUGUAAAUAAAAUACAAUGCUUUGUUAAAUGUUGUUUUGUACAUAUAACGUUUUGUCAUGAAUUAUUUAUUACAUGAUUUGAGGUGAUGUUGUGUGGUGAAAUAAAUAUUGUUGUAAUU